GUUGGGAACACUGGAUUAGAAAGACUAGAUCAGGGUGCUCUAAACUUGGUCCUCAACGUAUCCUAAACAGUCCAGGUGUUAAGGAUAUCCAUGCUUGUGCAUAGAAGGUAUAAUCAAAAUGACUGAGGUACUAUUUAAGUCACCUGUGCUUGAGCUUGGAUAUCCUUAAAUCCUGGAGUGUUCAAAGGGCAUAGAAGACCAAGUUUGGGAACCACUGUAUUAGAUAUAUAAGUUUAAUAUCUACAUAGAAAGUAAAUUAGCUGGUAAGCAGACCACCUAGAAAUGUAAUGGCAUGUAUUUGUUGCUAUCUCCACCUUUCCAUUUGCCAAGCCUGAAGAAAGGGGGCCUCCUUACCUUUUUGAGACUGCAUAGUGAUACUGAAUUUCAGCUUAGUUGUGGAGUUGGUUGGUGCUCACAGAAGAUGUGUUCUAACAGAUUUUCCUACCUUGCUGUUCAACUUUUUAUUGCCAUUCAACUGGGAAUUGCAAGUCAGCAUAGAAUUCUGAAAACUGCUGCAACCAGACUACCUUUAGAAACCCAUUUAGAUAGACCUGUGAGGGACAUCAACCACACUGCAAUUAGAAAACAAAAAAGCCUUGGAGAAAAUAUUCCAUUUAUUGGGCUCACAAAAACCAGUACUCUGGACAAACACUGCUGUAAGAAUGGAGGCACCUGUAUGCUCGGCAGUUUCUGUGCCUGCCCUAAGCAUUUCACUGGAAGGUACUGUGAGUUUGAUGUGCGGAACAGACAUUGUGGUUCUGUAGCUCACAGCCACUGGCUGCCCAGAAAGUGUGCUUUAUGCAGAUGUUUUUAUGGCGUUAUGUACUGCAUUCCAUCUGGGGACUGUGACGCAAAUGAAUAUAAAGAAGAUGUUGAAAUGGUACAUUCUGGAGCGCCUAAAAAGCCAUCUUUCCAUUUUGUGAUGCCUGCAGUUAUUGCAAUUAGCAUGAUACUAAUCGCUUAAAAAAUCAUCUUCUGUAUUAAUCACUUUAAUCAAUUUUAAUUUAUUGAUAAAAAGUAGCACUUUGUUAUUGCAUAUAAUAUUGUUUUAUUUUUACUUAUCUGUUAUGUUUUAAAGCCUAAAAAAAUGUAAAGGCAAAAGACCAUCAGUAACUUUUUAACUGAACAAACCAUAUUACAAUGCAAGGGGUGAAAAGCCUUUUUUUUUCUUUCUUGCAGGGUACAGUAAAUACUGGCUGCUUUUGCAUGUAGACCACACAUGCUGUGCAGCUUUAAUUUUUACACUGCAAUUUAGAGUUCAGUUAGUACAGGCUUCUCAAUUAUAAUGAUGUGUGCAAGUUUUUAACCCACCCCACCUCUGACUUGCCUAUUCUGAAAGAUCUGGGGGACUCCCAGUUUUGCGGGUAGAUCACUGGAAGAGUAGAUGGAUCUCCCAAAUUCUGCCCACUUCCUAGUGCUCUGGGCAGGAUGGGGAGUUAAUACUGGAAAUGCAGGUACGUAGAGUGGGCAAGGUCUUAUGAUCUGAAGAGCUGGCCCCAUCCCCGGAGAGGAAAAGGAAAGUUGGCAAAAGUAUAAGUCUUCUGCUGUGUAACAUGGUUUUCUCAAUGUGCAAAUUUUCACGUUCUUUGCUUUGUUCCAAACUGUGACUCAGCACAAUUGUUUUUUGUUUCAUAAAAAGAAAUUCAUAUUUAUUUUGCAGUGGGUUUGUGUAUUUGUCUUGAAAUGUAGUGAAUUUCAUUGUAAAUUUUAACACAGGUUGUAAUAAAGUAUUUUUUUUAUUA
This is a messenger RNA of Pseudophryne corroboree (corroboree frog), 1742 nucleotides long. Its product is annotated as teratocarcinoma-derived growth factor-like. The record is from RefSeq and is a predicted model, not a curated record. NCBI's taxonomy places the organism in Eukaryota, Metazoa, Chordata, Amphibia, Anura, Myobatrachidae. Gene Ontology annotation, biological process: nodal signaling pathway; anterior/posterior pattern specification; blood vessel development. The coding region runs from base 293 to 964 and encodes 223 amino acids. Gene Ontology annotation, cellular component: cell surface; extracellular region. Gene Ontology annotation, molecular function: nodal binding; activin receptor binding. The transcript has 7 exons.